Pseudopodoces humilis (Tibetan ground-tit) is the source of this 2672-nucleotide messenger RNA. Lineage: Eukaryota; Metazoa; Chordata; Aves; Passeriformes; Paridae. The record is from RefSeq and is a predicted model, not a curated record.
AUGGAAGUGUUGAUGCUCUGGCUUUUCCCCUGGAUAUUUCAGUGCGUUUCGGUGCGGGCGGACUCCAUCAUCCACAUUGGUGCCAUUUUCGAAGGCAAUGCUGCCAAGGACGACGAGGUGUUCAAGCAGGCGGUGUCGGAUCUGAACCUCAAUGACGACAUCCUCCAGAGCGAGAAAAUCACUUACUCCAUCAAGCUCAUAGAGGCCAACAAUCCCUUCCAUGCGGUGCAGGAAGCCUGCGACCUGAUGACCCUGGGGAUCUUAGCCCUGGUGACGUCGACGGGCUGCGCGUCGGCCAACGCGCUGCAGUCGCUGACGGACGCCAUGCACAUCCCGCACCUGUUCGUGCAGCGCAGCACGGGCGGCUCCCCGCGCACUGCCUGCCAGCUCAACCCCAGCCUGGAGGACGAGGAGUACACCCUGGCCGCGCGCCCGCCCGUGCGCCUCAACGAUGUCAUGCUCAAGCUGGUCACCGAGCUGCGCUGGCAGAAGUUCAUCGUCUUCUACGACAGCGAUUAUGAUAUACGUGGACUGCAGGGAUUUCUCGAUCAGGCCUCCAGGCUGGGACUUGAUGUAUCCUUACAAAAAGUGGACAGGAAUAUCAGCAGAGUAUUUUCCAACCUUUUUACCACCAUGAAAACGGAAGAGCUGAACCGCUAUCGGGACACGUUGCGAAGGGCCAUCUUACUCCUGAGCCCACGGGGAGCCCAGACUUUUAUUAAUGAGGCUGUGGAAACCAACCUUGCAUCAAAGGAUAGUCACUGGGUCUAUGUAAAUGAGGAAAUCACUGAUAAUGAAAUAUUAGAGUUGGUGCAUAGUGCUCUGGGGAGGAUGACAGUUAUCCGGCAAAUUUUCCCUCUGUCAAGGGACAACAACCAGAGGUGCAUGAGAAACAACCACCGAAUAUCAUCCCUGCUGUGUGAUCCACAGGAAGGCUAUCUUCAGAUGCUGCAGGUUUCCAACCUGUACCUGUAUGACAGUGUGCUCAUGCUGGCCAAUGCUUUCCACAGAAAACUGGAGGACAGGAAGUGGCACAGCAUGGCAAGUCUGAACUGCAUGAGGAAAUCCACCAAACCUUGGAACGGAGGAAGAUCAAUGCUAGAAACUAUUAAGAAGGGCCACAUAACUGGGCUAACUGGUGUUAUGGAGUUCAGAGAAGAUGGAGCCAACCCCUAUGUCCAAUUUGAAAUACUGGGCACCAGCUACAGUGAAACAUUCGGCAAAGAUGUGCGGAGGUUGGCGACAUGGGACUCUGAGAAAGGACUGAAUGGCAGCCUCCAAGAGCGACGUCUGGGCAACGACUUACAAGGAGUGACACUCAAAGUGGUGACUGUCUUGGAAGAACCUUUUGUAAUGGUGGCAGAGAACAUCCUUGGGCAACCAAAACGAUAUAAAGGAUUUUCCAUUGAUGUCCUGGAUGCACUGGCCAAGAAUCUGGGCUUCAAGUAUGAGAUAUAUCAAGCUCCUGAUGGCAAAUAUGGACACCAGCUCCAAAACAGCUCCUGGAAUGGCAUGAUUGGAGAACUCAUUAACAAGAGAGCAGACCUGGCCAUCUCAGCCAUCACUAUAACACCCGAGCGGGAGAGCGUGGUGGACUUCAGCAAGCGCUACAUGGACUAUUCUGUGGGGAUCUUAAUCAAGAAGCCCGAGGAGAAAAUCAACAUCUUCUCUCUCUUCGCUCCUUUCGACUUCGCGGUGUGGGCGUGCAUCGCCGCAGCCAUCCCGAUCGUCGGGGUGCUGAUCUUCGUGCUGAACCGGAUCCAGGCCGUGAGGGCGCAGAGCGCGGCGCAGCCCAGCCCGUCCGUGUCCUCCACCCUGCACAGCGCCAUAUGGCUGGUGUACGGGGCCUUCGUCCAGCAAGGGGGUGAGUCCACUGUCAAUUCUGUGGCGAUGCGCAUUGUAAUGGGAAGCUGGUGGCUCUUCACCCUUAUUGUGUGUUCUUCCUACACAGCGAAUUUAGCAGCAUUUCUCACAGUAUCAAGGAUGGAUAAUCCCAUAAGAACAUUUCAGGAUCUGUCCAAACAAAUGGAUAUAUCUUAUGGUACAGUCAGGGACUCAGCAGUGUAUGAAUACUUUAAAGCAAAAGGGACCAACCCUUUGGAGCAGGAUAACACAUUUGCUGAACUGUGGAGGACUAUCAGUAAGAAUAAUGGGGCAGAUAAUUGCGUAUCAAACCCUUCUGAAGGCAUCAGAAAGGCAAAGAAAGGAAAUUAUGCUUUCCUGUGGGAUGUGACAGUGGUGGAAUAUGCUGCACUGACAGAUGAUGAAUGCUCUGUGACAGUCAUUGGAAACAGCAUCAGCAGCAAAGGCUAUGGGAUAGCACUCCAACAUGGAAGUCCCUACAGAGAUCUUUUCUCCCAGAGGAUCCUAGAGUUGCAAGAAAGUGGAGAUUUGGAUGUUCUUAAACAGAAGUGGUGGCCACGGAUGGGACGUUGUGACCUGAAUAGCCAUACCAAUGCACAGACAGAUGGGAAGGCACUCAAGCUGCACAGUUUUGCAGGGGUUUUCUGCAUUUUAGCAAUAGGCCUUCUUCUUGCUUGCUUGGUGGCAGCAUUGGAGUUGUGGUGGAACAGCAACCGUUGUCAUCAAGAAACGCCGAAAGAGGUCCAUAACUUUUAUUCUUAUCACAAUUAAAAGUAGAAAACACAAAAGAAAGAGAGAGCAAGUGGAAG